Molecule: messenger RNA, 1957 nt
Organism: Cucumis melo (muskmelon)
Lineage: Eukaryota; Viridiplantae; Streptophyta; Magnoliopsida; Cucurbitales; Cucurbitaceae
Product: B3 domain-containing protein Os01g0234100-like
Exons: 7
Coding region: 190-1656 (488 amino acids)
Molecular function (GO): DNA binding
Source: RefSeq, a predicted model, not a curated record
ACUUGAAAGAUGAAUCCAACGCCAAUAACUUACAACGACUUACCUAACAAUAAGAAACAAGCUCCGUCAAUCCAGCUCUUCCAACAUGAGAAUACACAUUUCCGAUUAACACAUCAAUGAAAAUAUAUCAACAACAAAAGAUUCAUUUACUAUUUUAAAGGUGGUGCGAGUUGAUUUUCGUUAACCCAAAUGGAGCAUCAACCCAGGGGUCGAAAUGCCAUUUUAUUGAAAUCUUCAGCGGCGGCGACGGUGGCGGACGACGACGGAGAUAUGGCGCUUACCCUGUUGGCCAGAAGUCCGAGGCAUAGGCUUGCUUCUUCCUCGGGUAAAGCGCGGAAUAAAAUGGACGACAAUCCGAUGCUUCAGAAGGUUAAGAAGAGACUUGCGGAUUGGAAAACUAGCCAUGCUGUAACGGGUCCUGGAGGGAAGUUUAUGAGCUUUGAGCAAAAUAAGGCAGCAUUUGAUGAGCAAUGCUCUCCCGGGGAAUUUAAAUCAUCUGCUGUGAUGCGGGCACUUGAGGUUCGAUCAAAUUUGGAACAAGAAUUUCCUAGCUUUGUGAAAUCAUUGGUCAGAUCACAUGUUGCAAGCUUAUUUUGGAUGGGGCUUCCUGGGGCAUUCUGUAAGUCAUACUUGCCAGCAAGAGAUAGUACAAUGACUUUAGAAGAUGAAGCUGGGAGACAUUUUCAAGUAAAAUAUAUUGCACAUAAGACAGGGUUGAGUGCUGGAUGGAGACAAUUUUCUGCUGCACACAAGUUACUUGAGGGUGAUGUUUUGGUCUUUCAACUAGUAGGGCCCACAAAAUUUAAGGUUUAUGUCACAAGGGCAAGCGAUCUGACCGAAGUGGAUGGUGCCCUUGGCCUUCUAAAUUUGGAGUCUCGUACAAGGCACAGCGAUGCAGGAAAAGAUACAGACUACAAGGGUGACAUGGCUAACGACAUUUCAAACAAGAGACGUGUAAGGUCUGCUCUGCUCGAUACGGCUGAAAAACAGAAAAAGCCAAUCCCGUUGAAGUCGGUUUCAAGGAACCAGGUAGCAGAACAAUAUGUAAAUACUAGUGAAGAGGUUGUUUCAGCAAUAGUGGAGGCUUACGACAUCUAUCCAGCAGUUCCAUUUAAGCAAAUCAAGAGCUUUGAGGACUUCAACAUUGUAAUUGAUGGACUAUCAAUAAAUUCUGAACUGCCAAGAGACCUAAGGAAAAGAUAUUAUAAACUUUGCUGUAGUCAGAAUAUGUUUCUCCAUGAAAAUCUCAUCCAAGGCAUGAAUCGCAAGUUAGUUAUCGGUGUUAUUUCCGAAACAAUUACUAUAGCCGAUGCAAUUAAAGCCAGCGAUCUAUCUACUUCACGAGACGAGUUUUCUGCAUGGGACAAAACUCUCCGAGCCUUUCAGCUCUUCGGUAUGAAUGUUGGAUUUUUACGUAAUCGUCUCCAUAGGCUUGCAAACCUUGCAUAUGAAUCAGAAAUUGCCUUGGAUCUCAGAGCAUUGGUAGAUGCCAAUAAUGACCAAGUGCAUGUGCGUGAUGAAAUCAGAAAUAUCGAGACAAAGCUUGUUGAAUUGAAGGAAGCUUGUGAUAGAUUUGGAGCUGCCAUUGAUGGCUUAGAUUCUAAAGCUGAAAUUUAUAAGUCCAAAUUCCAGGAAGAAGUUUCUGCUCCAUGGUAAUCAUAUGUACUCUAUUGUUUUUGUAUAUUCAUUUUUUUAUUCUUCAUUUUUUUUAGUACAAUGCUUUGUACUCCUUUUUAUCUAAUCUUGCAAAAUGAAUAUUUACAAAUAAAAGAAUACGUAACUAAACAAAACACUUGUAAGAUGAGGAUUGGAUCGGUGGAAAUGACUUGCUCAACUAUGUGAAGUAGGCCAAAUAUGUUCAUUGGUGAACUUAUUAGUUGAUUAAAAAUUCACUUUUUCCCUUGUACACAUUUGUUCAACCUUGUGAAAAUAAUAAAAAGUUUUGUAAGAAAACAAA